AUGGGGUGGAGUCAGUCAAUGGAUGAUAUCCUUCUAUAUGGUGACGAGAUAUCCUUCUAUAUAGUGACGAGUGACAAUCAUGUCGAGAUAACCUUAACGGCUAUUGUUAAUUUCUCAAUCGAAAACCAAAUUGUGAAGAUGAAGCUUCCAUGUGAAUUGGUGGAAGAGAUACUCUACCGUGUUCCUCCUCUAUCUCUUCUCCGAUGCAAAACCGUUUGCAAACAGUGGAACACACUUUUAAACCACUUGUCUCUCGUCCGUCCUCAACUCCUUAUAUGGACUGGUCCCAAGAUUUAUUCGGUAGGCGUCAGUCUCAAAGAUGAUCCAAAGAUAGACAUACGCGAGUUACCCGUAGAUAAUCCUUAUUUGAAGAAUAAUAACAAUCCUAUACCUUACAACUUCCUUCCUAGCGAUGGCUUAUUGUUUUGUGUCCCUCGUUGGGGGAAUAUCAAUAGAGUCGUUGUUUGGAACCCGUGGUUAAGACAGACUAGAUUGAUCGUGCCCCAAGAAAACUGUUUUACGUUUGGUGGUAUAGGGUAUGAUAGUGGUAGACCCGAAAAGGGUUACAAGGUCUUUGGAUAUCGUUUUCUUGAUCGAAAACUAAAUAACGGUAAAGUUCAAGUAUACCGAAGACUUGCCAUCUACAAGUUCGAAACCAAUGAGUGGAAGUAUAUUGAUUCAAUGAAUGAAGAUGAGAGCUCCCAAAUUGGCAUUGGAAUCUCGUUUGAUAAGAAUGUGUCUUUGAAUGGAAAUUUGUAUUGGAUUGCUUAUAAUGUCAAGACUGGUGAGUAUCUCAUUCGAUGUUUUGAUUUUUCGAAGGAGACAAUUAAACUCUUCUGCGUUCUACCGUGGAAAGAUGAUUCUUCUGAUGUACCAAUCCUCUCAGCUUAUAGGAGAGAUCGGUUUUCAGUGUUGAAACAAUUCAAUGAAACAAACAAGAUCGAGAUAUGGGUAACAGAAAACAAGAUUAGUGGAGAUGGAGCUAAUGUGGUGUGGAUGAAGUUCAUGACAGUUUCAAUACCUUUUGAUAAGGAUUUUUGUCCAAGUUACUUUAUUGAUAAUAAUACAUACGGAAAGAGCCUCGUUAUGUGUUGUAAGGAUGAAGAUAAAAAUGCUUGCAUAUAUGUUGUGAAGGGCAAUGCGUCCACGAAGAUUCCAAUAGGUUUUGAUGUCUAUGAGGUUUGUCAACGUUUCCAUGUCCCCAGUUUGAUUCCAGUUCCUUGAUACACUUCAUUUAUAUGUUAUG
Messenger RNA from Brassica napus (rape), 1246 nucleotides. RefSeq names its product putative F-box protein At1g12190. Bases 1 to 1224 code for a protein of 407 amino acids. The transcript has 2 exons. Gene Ontology annotation, molecular function: protein binding. Lineage: Eukaryota; Viridiplantae; Streptophyta; Magnoliopsida; Brassicales; Brassicaceae. The record is from RefSeq and is a predicted model, not a curated record.